AUGGCUGCCAACAGCACCCCGCAAAAGCCCUUCGAAGGCGAACAGUCCCUCUCCGAACACAAUAUCCACGUCUCCCUCACAUACGACUCCCUCGACGCCACAAAAGCAAUGAACCGAGUCAAGAGUGGCGAAGCUGGAGCAGUAGUUCUUUUCGCAGGCUGCACCCGCUCCACCUUCCACUCCAAAACCGUCACACAUCUCGCAUAUAGCACAUACCCACCCCUCGCACUCCGCACCCUCCUCUCUAUUGCCAAAGAUGUAAAAGCCAAACACGAGCUGGUGGGGAUCUCUAUCAGUCAUCGUCUAGGUCGGGUGGAUAUCGGAGAGGAAAGCGUGAUCAUUGCUGUGUCGGCUCCGCAUCGUAAGGCUGGCUGGCUGGCUGGAGAGGAGUGUUUGGAGCACGUGAAGGAGCGGGUGGAGAUUUGGAAGGAGGAGUGGUUUGAGGAUGGAGGGGUGUGGAGGAGUAAUCGGGAUGGGGCGGUUGGGGUGCCUGUUGUUGAAAGCUGA
Recurvomyces mirabilis is the source of this 507-nucleotide messenger RNA. RefSeq lists its product as uncharacterized. Gene Ontology annotation, biological process: Mo-molybdopterin cofactor biosynthetic process. The transcript is spliced from 2 exons. Lineage: Eukaryota; Fungi; Ascomycota; Dothideomycetes; Mycosphaerellales; Teratosphaeriaceae. Gene Ontology annotation, molecular function: molybdopterin synthase activity. The record is from RefSeq and is a predicted model, not a curated record. Bases 1 to 507 code for a protein of 168 amino acids. Gene Ontology annotation, cellular component: cytosol.